Messenger RNA from Cyprinus carpio (common carp), 3698 nucleotides. RefSeq names its product calcium-transporting ATPase type 2C member 1-like. Gene Ontology annotation, biological process: manganese ion transport; intracellular calcium ion homeostasis; calcium ion transmembrane transport. The record is from RefSeq and is a predicted model, not a curated record. Gene Ontology annotation, cellular component: Golgi membrane; plasma membrane; endoplasmic reticulum. NCBI's taxonomy places the organism in Eukaryota, Metazoa, Chordata, Actinopteri, Cypriniformes, Cyprinidae. Gene Ontology annotation, molecular function: ATP hydrolysis activity; P-type calcium transporter activity; ATP binding.
UUGCAUUGACAUUUAAAAGUACACUGUGCAGAAAUGCUCAGUCACUUUUUGUAAACAACACUGACACUUGUCCCUCCUCGCGGGCGGAACGCCGUCAAAAGCACACCACCCUUCCUUGACAUUACCUCAGUUUGCCAGAACACACACAGCACGGCCGACUCAAGAGACUACCGGCACGAAGAUGAGUGAUGACAUUGAGCUUGCUGAGUGUCAACCCCACUGUGAAAAUGAGACCAUGGUUCCAGUACUGACUUCAAAAAAAGCUGAACUAACCUGAAAUGAGGUUGCCUGUGCACUGCAGGCUGACCUGCAGUUUGGUCUCACCCAGGAGGAGGUUACACGACGUCGCACCUACCACGGCUGGAACGAGUUUGACAUAAGUGAAGAUGAACCACUCUGGAAAAAAUAUAUCUCUCAGUUUAAAGACCCACUCAUCCUGUUGCUGCUGGCAUCCGCUGUCAUCAGUGUUUUGAUGCGUCAGUUUGAUGAUGCCGUCAGUAUCACCGUGGCCAUUAUUAUUGUUGUUACAGUUGCCUUUGUACAGGAAUACCGCUCUGAAAAAUCCCUGGAGGAGCUGGGGAAACUUGUGCCUCCAGAAUGCCAUUGUGUUCGAGAAGGACAUCUGGAGCACCUUCUGGCACGAGAGCUUGUGCCUGGGGACACCGUCUGUCUGUCAGUCGGAGAGAGAGUCCCAGCUGACCUGCGUCUGUUUGAGGCGAUGGAUCUGUCAGUUGAUGAGUCCAGUCUGACAGGAGAGACCACCCCCUGCACCAAGACCUCUGCCCCUCAGCCGGCUGCCACCAAUGGCGAUAUCACGUCCCGCAGUAAUAUUGCCUUCAUGGGUACGCUUGUGCGCUGUGGGAAGGCCAAGGGCAUUGUCAUAGGCACUGGAGAAAACUCUGAAUUUGGUGAAGUUUUUAAGAUGAUGCAAGCAGAGGAGGCUCCUAAAACCCCAUUACAGAAAAGCAUGGAUUUGCUGGGAAAACAGCUCUCCCUUUAUUCCUUCGGGAUAAUCGGAGUGAUCAUGAUGGUCGGAUGGCUUCAGGGGAAGUACAUUCUAGACAUGUUCACCAUAGGUGUCAGCCUGGCUGUGGCAGCUAUCCCAGAAGGCCUCCCCAUUGUAGUGACUGUGACUUUGGCACUGGGAGUGAUGAGGAUGGUGAAGAAACGGGCCAUCGUUAAGAAACUGCCUAUAGUGGAGACGCUGAGCUGCUGUAAUGUGAUCUGCUCCGAUAAGACAGGCACUCUCACUAAAAAUGAGAUGACAGUCACUCACCUGUUCACCUCUGAUGGACAGCACGCUGAAGUCACUGGCGUCGGGUACAACAAUUCUGGAGAGGUUUUGAUGGAUGGAGAGGUGGUACAUGGCUUUUCCAACACCUCCUUCAGCAAGAUUGUGGAGGCUGGCUGUGUGUGCAAUGAUGCAGUAAUCAGGAGCAACACCCUGAUGGGCCGUCCUACUGAAGGCGCCCUCAUCGCCCUGGCUAUGAAGAUGGGUUUGGAGGGGCUGCAGCAGGAGUUUGUGCGUCUGGAAGAAAUUCCCUUCUCCUCAGAGCAGAAGUGGAUGGCGGUCCGCGUUGUCCAUCGCACCCAGCAGGACAAACCUGCCAUAUUCUUUGUGAAGGGUGCCUAUGAGCAGAUCAUCCGCUUCUGUACUUCCUACAACAGUCAAGGGGUCACUCUGCCUUUGACCAAUCAGCAGAGAGAACUCUUCCAGCAGCAGAAGAGCUACAUGGGCACUGCGGGUCUCAGAGUGCUGGCGUUUGCUUCUGGAUCUGAGAUGGGCGCUCUUACCUUCCUGGGGCUGGUGGGCAUCAUCGACCCUCCCAGAGCGGGAGUGAAAGAGGCAGUGGCGACGCUGAUCAGCUCUGGAGUGUCAGUGAAGAUGAUCACAGGGGAUUCACAAGAGACUGCAGUGUCAAUUGCAAGUCGACUAGGCCUCUAUACCAAAGGUUCUCAAUCUCUGUCUGGAAACGAAGUCGACCAGAUGGACAUCCAGCAUCUCUCUCAGAUAGUGCCCAGGAUAGUGGUAUUCUACAGAGCCAGCCCUAGACACAAGUUAAAGAUAGUUAAGUCCUUACAGAACAUCGGUGCCGUUGUCGCAAUGACGGGAGACGGUGUCAAUGACGCGGUGGCUCUGAAGGCAGCAGACAUCGGUGUGGCAAUGGGUCAGACUGGGACUGAUGUGUGCAAAGAGGCAGCAGACAUGAUCCUGGUAGACGAUGACUUUCAGACUAUCAUGUCUGCUAUUGAAGAAGGGAAGGGGAUUUACAACAACAUUAAGAACUUUGUGCGCUUUCAGCUGAGCACGAGCAUUGCUGCCCUCACCCUCAUCUCCCUGGCAACACUUAUGAACUUCCCCAGCCCUCUGAAUGCCAUGCAAAUCCUUUGGAUCAACAUCAUUAUGGAUGGGCCGCCAGCCCAGAGUUUGGGAGUGGAGCCUGUCGACCAAGACGUGAUCAGGAAACCUCCACGAAAUGUUCGAGACAGCAUCAUCACCCGCAGUCUGAUAGUGAAAAUCCUAGUGUCGUCCUUCAUCAUUGUUUGUGGCACAUUGUUUGUGUUCUGGAGAGAGCUGCGGGACAAUGAGAUCACCCCACGGGACACCACCAUGACGUUUACCUGUUUUGUGUUCUUCGAUAUGUUCAACGCUCUGAGUUCCCGAUCACAGACACGGAUGGUGCAUGAGUUGGGCUUAUGCAGUAAUAGGAUGUUCUGCUAUGCAGUUCUGGGCUCCAUCAUGGGCCAACUCCUGGUCAUCUACUUCCCUCCGCUACAGAAGGUCUUUCAAACUGAGAGCCUCAGCAUUUUAGAUCUGCUGUUCCUGGUGGGCCUCACGUCCUCUGUGUGCGUGGUAUCGGAGGUCAUAAAGAAAUUAGAGAGACUCAGAGGUGGAGAAAACAUGGCAGACACUGAUGAUUUCCAUGACGUAUGACACACAUUGUGUCCCGUGCAGGAGAUGGAGGGUGGGGCUGGGGCACGUGGCUUGGAAUGUCACUCAGGCUGGUCUCAUACCGUACAAAACUAUCCGAAGUGAUCAGUCGGGUCUGACCCGUAUGUACAGUACCCUUUUAAGGUGAAGACCAGGAGCCGAUUGUGGAGCGAUGAUCUGGUCCUGGCUGAAAUGUCGUCUCUUGACACGUGCCCUUUCCCGUGGAGAUGCUUUGGUGUGCUGCUUUAUGACUGUACUACUUUCCCAUAGCAUCUGGGUGAACUUUAUUUAUAAGAUACUGUAUCUGUCCAUACAGUGGCUGUAUUGAAUUCAUGAUUUGAGGGAUGUAUUAUGAUUAUUAUUAUAAUUAUUAAAAGGAUUUUGUGUCUUUCAAAUCUCAUUUGUUUAAGCAUUUCUGGUUAGAGGUUUGUGGAACAAUGUGGAUAAAGCCUUUCUGCAUUCCAAAUUAUGCUUAAAUAAUCAUUUAUUUUGCAUUUAACCAUGAGUGGAAGGUCCAGUGUUUUGUGGAACGGACCACUCAGAGUGUGAAUUAAGACAUGCGUGAUGUGCUAAAUCAAUCAUCAUGGAUGCCAUAUUCAUUUUAUAACACCGUGAAACAGGCACUGUUUAGAUUUUGAUUUAUAGCAAAACACUGCAAAGGCUUUCUCAUUAUCUGCUUUUUAUAAUGACUUUCUAUUUGAAGAUACAAGAUGACACAAUACGAUGGCGUUACGAGAUUACUGGGUCCCACUUUAUGAUGAUCCAC